This is a messenger RNA of Eucalyptus grandis, 2653 nucleotides long. RefSeq names its product G-type lectin S-receptor-like serine/threonine-protein kinase At4g27290. Gene Ontology annotation, biological process: protein phosphorylation; recognition of pollen. Gene Ontology annotation, molecular function: ATP binding; protein serine/threonine kinase activity. Lineage: Eukaryota; Viridiplantae; Streptophyta; Magnoliopsida; Myrtales; Myrtaceae. The coding region runs from base 4 to 2424 and encodes 806 amino acids. The transcript is spliced from 7 exons. The record is from RefSeq and is a predicted model, not a curated record.
UCAAUGGAGAUUCUUCACUCUCCUCUUCACUUCUUCAUCUUCAUCACUUUGCUUUCAACAGUAGCAGAGCUCAGCAGAUCAGCUGACAUAAUAACUCUGUCUCAGCCGGUCAGAGAUAACGAGACUCUAGUUUCGGCAGGAGGAAAGUUCAAGCUUGGAUUCUUCAGCACUGGAAAUUCGUCUAACCGGUAUGUUGGGAUCUGGUUCUACAACAUCCCGGUGCAGACCAUUGUCUGGGUGGCAAAUAGGGACGAUCCAAUCAACGGCUCGUCAGGAGUCCUGCAGAUUGAGACGGGAGGGAAUCUAGUCAUCGUUGAUGGAGCAGGAAGAGCUAUUUGGUCCACGAACACAACAAAUCUGGCCUCCGAUAACGUGACUGCGCGGCUCCUGGACUCCGGGAAUCUGGUUCUCACAAAUGAAAGCAACAACGGUUCGGGGAAUUUCCUGUGGCAGAGUUUUGACCAUCCUUUUGAUACGUUACUAGCGGGGAUGAAGCUAGGAUGGGAUCGGAGGAUCGGUUUGAAUCGGUACCUCACUUCUUGGAGGGAUUCGGACGAUCCUUCAACCGGAGACAUCACAUACAAAGUCGAACUCCAGGGACUGCCCCAGAAGUUCCUCCGCAGCAACACUUUGGUAAUUGAACGAAGUGGGCCAUGGGAUGGGAUCCAGUUCAGUGGAUUGCCCCUGAACCCAAAUGCAAUCAUCAAACCCGAGUUUGUGACAACUGCCGAAGAAGUGUACUAUACCUAUCAACUCAACAAAGAUUCCACCAUCACGAGGGCCGUGCUCAACCACUCCGGCACACUUCAACGCUGGGUCUGGGACAAUAAUACACAGUGGGCAGUCGUACAUGAGUUGCCAAACGAUUCCUGCGACGUGUAUGCAAAAUGUGGGCCUAACGCUGUGUGCACGAUUGGUGAUGCCCCGAUAUGCAGCUGCCUGACUGGGUACACGCCGAAAUUGCCCCAGGAAUGGGCGAUGUACGUUUGGUCCAGUGGGUGUGUUAAGAAGAAGCCCUUGAAUUGUCCUAAAGGAGAAGGGUUCAAGAAGCUGAAGGGUGUGAAGGUUCCAGAUAUGCUGAGUUACUAUGUGAACAGAAGUAUAAGCCUGGACGAAUGUAGAACUAAGUGCCUGAAAAGUUGUACUUGCACAGCAUAUACUAAUGCGGACAUUGUCGGGAAGGGUAGCGGGUGUCUGCUUUGGUAUGGAGAUCUUCUCGACAUCAGAAAGCUCAUCCAAUCAAGCCGAAAUCAGAAUGUUUUCAUCAGGGUCAUGGCGUCUGACCUAGGCAAUCAUAAGUGGAAAUUGUGGUUGGUGGUGGCAGCAGUCGCCGCAUCACUGUCUCUAGCAAUUCUUUUGCUACUCUGUUUCUGGAGGAGAAGAACCAAAAAAUGUCUAGGGAAAACAUCGGAGGUGCAGUCUGGAAGUGAAGACAACUUAGAGCUGCCGUUACUAGACUUGGAAGACAUUACGAAAGCGACUAGUAGCUUCUCGUCUCUUAAUAAAAUCGGAGAGGGCGGUUUUGGUCCUGUGUAUAAGGGUCUAAUGUCCGAUGGAGUUCAAAUAGCUGUCAAGAGGCUGUCGCGGAACUCGAGACAGGGUUGUGAUGAGUUCAAGAAUGAAGUCUUGUUGAUUGCGAGACUUCAACACCGAAAUCUUGUCAAGCUGUUGGGAUGCUGUAUUACUGGAGAGGAAAGGAUGUUAGUUUAUGAAUAUAUGCCAAAUGGAAGCCUCGACUCCUUAAUAUUUGCUAAUAGAGCAGGUAAUUCUCUCGUGUGGAGGCGACGGUUCAACAUCAUUGUGGGUGUUGCAAGGGGACUUUUGUAUUUACAUCGCGACUCAAGAUUGAGAAUAAUUCAUCGGGAUCUAAAAGCUAGUAAUGUGUUGCUGGAUAGUGAGAUGAACCCAAAGAUAUCAGAUUUUGGCAUGGCUAGGGCUUUCAGAGGAGAUCAACUACCAGACAAGACGAAACGUGUGGUUGGGACUUACGGAUACAUGUCUCCAGAGUAUGCAAUAGAUGGAAUUUUCUCAACUAAAUCGGAUGUUUUUAGUUUUGGAGUCCUAGUCCUGGAAAUAAUUAGCGGCAGGAGGAACAGAGAAUUCCAUCACCAUGAUCACAAUUUUAACCUUCUUGGACAUGCCUGGAAAUUAUGGCUUCAAGGGGAGGCCACCGAACUCAUAGACAAACAAAUGGAGGAUUCAUUUCCAAGAUCGGAAGCUAUCAGGUGCAUCCAGAUAGGCCUCUUGUGCGUUCAGCAAAGGCCGGAACAAAGGCCGACCAUGUCAUCUGUGCUACGAAUGUUGGACAGCGAGAGUGCCUCACUGCCGCAGCCCAAGCAACCGGGGUUUUACACGGAGAGAUUCAAUGAUAAAAUAGAUGGCGAAACAAGCGAGUUAACCUUUACCACACUCGAUGGUCGGUGAAGAUCCACGAGAUUUCAUGCACACAUAGUUAACAGCACGUAAUAGUCAAGGUAUUAGCUGCUACAUUGUAGAUGGAAACUCUAGUACAUGGUAUUGUCUUCAUGAGGAUAUGAAAAAAAACGUCUGCCUUCUUUGACAAAGUACUUGCUCUUGAGAAUGCACCUGGUGUAUCCUUCUCGUUCCCUAUAUGUACGCAACUCUAUAUAUUGACAAAUAAAAGAGUGUCUUC